Arabidopsis thaliana (thale cress) is the source of this 742-nucleotide messenger RNA. Its product is annotated as Bifunctional inhibitor/lipid-transfer protein/seed storage 2S albumin superfamily protein. Gene Ontology annotation, molecular function: lipid binding. Lineage: Eukaryota; Viridiplantae; Streptophyta; Magnoliopsida; Brassicales; Brassicaceae. The coding region runs from base 80 to 550 and encodes 156 amino acids. Gene Ontology annotation, cellular component: plasma membrane. The record is from RefSeq and is marked reviewed. The transcript has 3 exons. Gene Ontology annotation, biological process: lipid transport.
ACUCCAACACAAACCAUUAAGCGAUCAAACAACUAAAUUAAAAAAAAAUCUUGAGAGAUUCUUGGAACACAAGAAAAACAUGAAACCUAGAAUGUGUUUAAUCUUGUUUAUUGCUUUAAUGAGAGUAAUGUCGAUUGUUUCUGCUCAGUCGAGUUGCACAAAUGUUCUAAUCAGCAUGGCGCCGUGUCUCAGCUUCAUCACUCAAAACACUUCUCUCCCGUCUCAACAAUGUUGUAACCAGUUGGCUCAUGUUGUCCGGUAUUCUUCUGAGUGUUUGUGUCAGGUUCUCGAUGGUGGAGGUUCUCAGCUUGGGAUCAAUGUUAAUGAGACACAAGCUCUUGCUUUGCCUAAAGCUUGUCAUGUUGAAACUCCUCCUGCUAGUCGCUGCCAUAGUGGUUCUUCGGUUAAUUCACAUUCAGAACAUGGAAAUGGAUCAAAAACAGUCCCAAGAGAAAAGUCAUCAUCUGAUGGUUCUAUUAAGUUCUCAUUCCCUCUUCUCGCCAUCCUAUUCACAGCUUCUUACAUUACAUUAAUCUACGCAAAAUACUGACUUAUUUUACCAAUAAAGCUUUUGGCCUCUUUGAAGAACAUAUUCAUUUUUAGUCUCUAUUAAAUCGCGGUGUAUUGUGCUGAAGUAUUUUGUGCUCUAAAUCCCUACUUUCUAGGUGAUAUUGGUUUGUAGUCCAAAGAGUGUGAUUGUAUAUCUUUGAUUUAUGCAAUAAACAUUAUUUUCUAGCUAGGA